Ostrinia furnacalis (Asian corn borer) is the source of this 1211-nucleotide messenger RNA. RefSeq names its product neuropeptide receptor A2 (gene NGR-A2). Gene Ontology annotation, molecular function: neuropeptide receptor activity. Gene Ontology annotation, biological process: neuropeptide signaling pathway. NCBI's taxonomy places the organism in Eukaryota, Metazoa, Arthropoda, Insecta, Lepidoptera, Crambidae. The transcript is spliced from 5 exons. Gene Ontology annotation, cellular component: plasma membrane. The coding region runs from base 90 to 1139 and encodes 349 amino acids. The record is from RefSeq and is a predicted model, not a curated record.
GCCAUACAUAAAAGUCUAGUAGAUCAGUCUUUUCCUAGCGAUCAUCAGAGCUGCAUUCAUUCUUGGCUACUAGCAGGACAUCUAUCAACAUGACACAACCACCAAGCAGCGAGUUGGGGAAUAACUCCUAUUCCUUUUUCGGACCGAUCGGCAUGGCAUUCUACGAGGACGGCAACGCUUUGGAUGAAGCCGAUUCUGUCAAAAUUGUCUUGAGCAUCAUCCUUGGGAUAAUCAUGGUGCUGAGCAUCGUGGGGAAUGGGUGCACCUGCGCCGUCAUCGCCCGCGACCGAACCAUGAGGACUCCAACCAACUGUUACUUAUUUAACUUGGCCAUCACAGACCUCCUCUUCGCCCUCUUCAUUCCUAUAGAAAUCUACAUUAUCUGGUGUCCAGACUUGUACCCGCUUGGGGAGGCAGGCUGCUUACUCCACUUCUUACUCUACGAUUGUCUCUGCAACUGUAGUGCGCUUACCAUCAGUGCGUUCACGAUUGAAAGAUACCUCGUUGUGUCCAAGCCUUUUCUUCGACAAAAGCUUUCUCUCAAAUCGCGAGUUUUCAAAAUCUUAUGCAUUAUUUGGACGAUAUCAUUCUCAUUUUGCAUCCCCGAUCUUUUCAACAUCGAUUUACUAGAGAAGAAGAAGUACGUCUACUGCUACGUUACUAUGUCGUAUCCCAUGAAGGUUUUGCUAGGCGUGGAACAGUUGGUCUUCUUCGUGAUGCCGAUGACUGUUAUAUUCGUGCUGUAUGUACUGAUAGCUAUAAAACUGAAGAAGGCUAACUUCAAGCUGAGAAAUAGUCCCGUCAAUGGAAAGCAGCACAGAGAUAAGGCGGUCAAAAUGUUAGCUGCCGUAGCCGCCUCAUUCUUCUUCUGCUGGUCGCCAUAUUGCCUGCUGCGUAUAAUGGUUAUACACAGCGAGUUCAAGUACGAAGACUAUUAUAUCGCCUGGCGGAUAGUCAACUACAUGUGUUACAGCAGCUACCUGUGCUCCGUCAUAAACCCGAUCCUGUACAGCCUCAUGUCCCACAAGUUUCGACAAGCCUUCAAAGACUUUCUGAAGGGCCGGUCUCGAACUCAGAUUGACAGCAAAAGACGGGACUCUUCCGGACCUUGGAGCAAAACUGAGAGGACUGGGGCCUAGUCGAAAAUAGAAAUAAUAAGCUUAAUUAAUAAAACUUUUAUGUAUGACGUGUAAUGUUAGUAAUUAAAGAUA